Sinocyclocheilus rhinocerous is the source of this 1685-nucleotide messenger RNA. RefSeq names its product ER degradation-enhancing alpha-mannosidase-like protein 2. The transcript has 9 exons. Gene Ontology annotation, molecular function: mannosyl-oligosaccharide 1,2-alpha-mannosidase activity; calcium ion binding. Lineage: Eukaryota; Metazoa; Chordata; Actinopteri; Cypriniformes; Cyprinidae. The record is from RefSeq and is a predicted model, not a curated record. Bases 180 to 1625 code for a protein of 481 amino acids. Gene Ontology annotation, cellular component: membrane; endoplasmic reticulum. Gene Ontology annotation, biological process: mannose trimming involved in glycoprotein ERAD pathway; carbohydrate metabolic process; endoplasmic reticulum mannose trimming.
UUUUAUUUUCUCAAUCGCAGUCGCAGGGCUUUUAUUUUAAACUCGGCAGCGUCAGCUUUUGCUCACACGCAUGCGCAGUACCUGCACUUCCUAUUGCCACUGUUUGUAAUAUUAUUUGUGCAUAUCCAUGUCGCUUGAAAUUGUUGUAUUGUUUGCCUCUGCUCACAUCCCGUUACUUCAUGCUUACUUUCCUUUUCUCCGCCGUUUUUUGCGCCGCAUACCUGUCUCCGAUCAUCAGUCAUGUUGAAGGCACAGAUUUUACUGAGCAGGAAAUGUCCCAUUACAGUUUCUUCCUCACACUCAUUGAUGCUCUGGACACAUUGCUGAUAUUGGGAAACCACACAGAGUUCCAGCGUGUGGCCACUCUGCUCCAGGACAUGGUUGAUUUCGACACUGAUGUUAAUGCAUCUGUGUUUGAGACAAAUAUACGAGUGGUUGGUGGGCUUCUCUCGGCUCAUCUGCUUUCCAAGCGUGCCGGGGUGGAGGUGGAGGAGGGCUGGCCCUGCUCCGGACCCCUUCUGCGCAUGGCAGAGGAUGCUGCCUGCAAACUGCUGCCAGCUUUCCAGACCCCCACAGGGAUGCCAUAUGGCACGGUGAACCUGCUGAGGUGGGUGAACCCCUCUGAGACCCCGGUCACCUGCACUGCUGGAGUGGGCACCUUCAUCCUGGAGUUCUCCACCCUCAGCCGACUGACUGGAGACCCCGUGUUUGAGAACGUGGCUCGCAAAGCUCUCAGGGCCUUAUGGAGAACACGCUCAGAUAUUGGCCUGGUAAAACCUUUUGAUCUGGAUCAAGCCAUUUAUAGGACAAUCAUGCUGUUUCCUACACUGUAUGGAAUGCAUAAGGGAACAGUAUCAAUGCCUGUGUUUCAGUCUCUGGAGGCGUUCUGGCCUGGACUGCAGAGUUUGAUAGGGGAUAUUUCCAGUGCCACAAAGACCUUCCAUAACUACUACAGUGUGUGGCGUCAGUUUGGAGGACUCCCGGAGUUCUACAGCAUUCCUCAAGGUUACACCGUGGACAAACGAGAGGGAUACCCUCUGCGCCCAGAGUUGAUCGAGAGUGCCAUGUAUCUGUAUAAGGCCACUGGCGACCCGACAUUCAUGCAACUUGGCCGGGAUGCAGUCGAGUCAAUUGACAAAAUCAGCCGGGUGAACUGUGGUUUUGCUACUGUGAAGGAUGUAAGGGACCACAAGUUGGACAACCGCAUGGAGUCCUUCUUCUUGGCCGAGACCAUUAAAUACCUCUACCUCCUCUUCGAUCCUGAAAACUUCCUUCAUAACACGGGCACAGAGUUCGAGCUGGGCGGCCUGCAGGACGACUGCAUACUCAGCGCGGGCGGCUACGUGUUUAACACAGAGGCUCAUCCGCUUGACCCUGUCGCGCUCCACUGCUGCAGCCGAUAUCAGAGUGAGCGCAGGGAACUACAGGACAUACUCAUCAGCCUCUCAGAACCACUCAGGCCUGCGACGGACCAAUCAGAGGAGACGCCAGGCGCCGGCGGCUCACGAGAGAGCAUUGCACUGAAGCCGGGAGAGAGGAGGAAAGCUCGGGUGCUCUCCUGCCCCACACAGCCCUUCAGUGCCAAACUGGCUGUCAUGGGUCAAGUCUUCUCUGACAACUCUUGAACGGACUUUCUCACUGUCAACAAUGUGUAAAAAUGUAGAUUAUGUUUGUAAUUUAACUUU